Messenger RNA from Cryptomeria japonica (Japanese cedar), 933 nucleotides. RefSeq names its product glutathione S-transferase U21. Gene Ontology annotation, biological process: glutathione metabolic process. The transcript is spliced from 2 exons. Gene Ontology annotation, molecular function: glutathione transferase activity. The record is from RefSeq and is a predicted model, not a curated record. Bases 73 to 738 code for a protein of 221 amino acids. Gene Ontology annotation, cellular component: cytoplasm. NCBI's taxonomy places the organism in Eukaryota, Viridiplantae, Streptophyta, Pinopsida, Cupressales, Cupressaceae.
AACAAGGCAGACAAAGCAACUAUAACUACAUUAGAGAUUUGUUCCUCUUCUGCAAAAAAGCUUCAGCUGGAGAUGGCAGGCGAAGAUGAAGUUAAGCUUCUGGGCUUUUGGGCCAGCCCCUUUGCUCUGAGAGUAAUGAUUGCUCUUGAAGAAAAGGGCAUCAAAUAUGAGUAUAUAGAAGAAGAUUUGUUGUCUAAAAAGAGCCCCCUGUUGCAGGAAAUGAAUCCUGUGCAUAAGCAGAUACCUGUUCUUAUUCACAAUGGCAGGCCUGUGGCUGAGUCUGCCAUUAUACUGCAAUAUAUUGAUGAGGUAUGGAGCAAUGGUCCGGCUUUCUUGCCAUCUGAUCCAUAUGACCAAGCUAUGGCUCUAUUUUGGGUAGAUUUUAUAGAAAAGAAGCUUAUUCUUCCAGGGAGGUUGAUAUUUGGAACUAAGAAAGAAGAACAAGAAGGAGGAAAGCGACAAGUUAUAGAAAGUUUGGGAAUACGAGAAGAAACUCUCAAAGGGAAAGAGUAUUUUGGAGGAAAGACUUUUGGAAUGGUAGAUAUUGCAUUUGCUCCAGUGAUGUGUUUCUUUCAUACGUAUGAAGUACUUGGUAAUUUUAAGAUUAUGUUUGAGGAUAAAUUUCCAAGCAUUUUUUGCUGGAUGAAGAAAUGUAGGGAGAGGGAGAGUAUCAAGAAAUUACUUCCACAACAAGAAAAAGUGCUACAAUUGGUAAUGCAAUUCACAAAGCGAGCUUAGUUAAACUUUGUUUCACUGAAGUUUACUUUUGUAAUGCAUAGAGAUGUGUUCUCCUUUAGUUUGUAAAGUCUUAAAUAAAGAGUUUAGAUAUUACACCAUAGUAUAUUUAUAUAUGGUGUAUAAUAGUCGGUUUCAAUAAUUAUUGUUAAGAGGCCAACGCUUAAAGGGUUUAAAUAAAAUAAUGUUUUGUUGUAA